AUGCCCCUCUCUCCAGCUGCCUCUUCUUCACCAUUUAUCAAGGAUUUGGACCAGGACAAGAAUGGCUCGGCCUUUAAGCUUGCUUGCCUGGCGACCCCAAUGGGUAACCCCAAAACGAGGCGCCAUUUGCGCAAAAUUCGGACACAUUUUUGGAAGCUUUCUCCUCCUCCUCCUCCUCCUCCUCCUCCUCCUCCUCCCCCAGAUUCGGCCCCACUAUCCUCCUCCUCCUCCUCCUCCUCCUCCUCCUCCUCCUCCUCCUCCUCCACCCAGAACAAUUCGCUUUACGCAGCCUAUCGUGGGAUUCCUAGACGAAGGCCUGUCCUGUACACGUAUGACGAGGACCAAACACAGGGAUUCACAUGGAUUUUCCGGCCAGAUGCCCCUCUCUCCAGCUGCCUUCUCUCACCAUUUAUCAAGGAUUUGGACCAGGACCAGAAUGGCUCGGCCUUAAGCUUGCCUGCCCGGCGAUCCCCAAUGGGUAAGAGCUCUUCCUUCUCCUCCCAAACUUCCCUCAUCAAUUCCUCCUCCUCCUCCUCCUCCUCCCAGACUUCCAUCCUCAUCACCUCCUCCUCCUCCCAAAACAUUCCCUCAUCAAUUCCUCCUCCUCCUUCCUCCUCCUCCCAGACUUCCAUCCUCAUCACCUCCUCCUCCCAAACUUCCCUCCGCAGCACCUCCUCCUGA
Messenger RNA from Macrobrachium nipponense, 681 nucleotides. RefSeq lists its product as uncharacterized. The record is from RefSeq and is a predicted model, not a curated record. Bases 1 to 681 code for a protein of 226 amino acids. The transcript has 4 exons. NCBI's taxonomy places the organism in Eukaryota, Metazoa, Arthropoda, Malacostraca, Decapoda, Palaemonidae.